GAGAGUCCAUGGAAGAAACCAAUGUGAGUUUGAAACUUCUGAUAGACAGAGAGAGCCAAAGAGUGCUUUUUGCCGAAGCGGGCAAGGAAUUCAUCGAUUUCCUCUUUCACAGUCUGGCCCUACCCAUCGGAACUCUCGUUCCACUUUUCGAAAAGCAAGGAAUACAGGGCAGCUUCGGCAAUAUUUACGAGAGCAUUGAAAAUUUAGGCAGUAUUUACCUGCAACCAAGCGUGAACAAAGACACUCUCCUGAGGCCCAAAGUACAGAUCUCUGGUGGUGGUAAUGGACCCCCUCUUCUAUUGCAAAACAUUGAAUCAUCAUCGACAUUCAUGAAAUUGUAUAGUUGUGCUAGAAGCAGCUCCGCCUGUGACUCAUAUCUGGCUUAUGACUUCAGCGCAAUCUGUCCUUCGUGCGGAAAUGUUAUGAACAGCGAGAAAAAUAUGGUAGACCCACCAACUCCAAGCGCAAGUACUGAGAGAGGGUACGUGAAAGAGCUGGUUACAUACAUGGUGACGGAUGAUCUAGUGGUGAAACCCAUGUCAAUCAUCUCUACUAUCACUCUGCUUAACAAGUUCAAUGUCCAGGAAUUUGGGGCUCUAGAGGAGAAAGUUGUCAAUUUGGGCAUGGAUGAGGGACUGAAGAUAUUGAAGGCUUCUCUAUACUCAAAGAAUGUUCUAACUGAUGUCUUCCUCUCGAUGCUGAAAGAGGAAGUCAAAUGUAAGACAUUAGCUCAAAAGGAUGAGCCGGCCUGAUGACACAAAAAAUUACAUAACUUCUUUUCUUUGCCACAACUGGGUUGUGACAGCAUGCCAUUUUUUGUGUCACUAGACUUUU
Molecule: messenger RNA, 834 nt
Organism: Quercus lobata
Lineage: Eukaryota; Viridiplantae; Streptophyta; Magnoliopsida; Fagales; Fagaceae
Exons: 2
Coding region: 9-752 (247 amino acids)
Source: RefSeq, a predicted model, not a curated record